Messenger RNA from Caenorhabditis remanei, 1398 nucleotides. RefSeq lists its product as uncharacterized. The coding region runs from base 1 to 1398 and encodes 465 amino acids. The transcript is spliced from 5 exons. Lineage: Eukaryota; Metazoa; Nematoda; Chromadorea; Rhabditida; Rhabditidae. Gene Ontology annotation, biological process: xenobiotic metabolic process. The record is from RefSeq and is a predicted model, not a curated record. Gene Ontology annotation, cellular component: intracellular membrane-bounded organelle; cytoplasm. Gene Ontology annotation, molecular function: iron ion binding; oxidoreductase activity, acting on paired donors, with incorporation or reduction of molecular oxygen, reduced flavin or flavoprotein as one donor, and incorporation of one atom of oxygen; heme binding.
AUGUGGCUAGUCCAUGAGUUAUACUGCAAACGACGUCAUCUUCCACCUGGACCGAUUCCUCUUCCAUUCGUUGGAAAUAUUGUCCCAAUGAUUUGGGAAAGUCCAGGAUACGAAUGCUUUAGAAAAUGGACAAAAAUGUAUGGAGAUGUAUACACAUUCUGGCUGGGUGAUGUUCCCUAUAUCAUGAUUGGUUCCUUAGAAAAAAUGAAAGAAUUGUUUGUGAGAGAUGGUGAUACAUACACUGACAAGUUACAACAGCCAUUCACUGAAAAGUUUCGAGGUGGGAAGUUUGGAAUUAUUGAGACAAGUGGACAUUUUUGGAACACGCAUCGCCGUUUUGCCAUCUCCACUUUCAGAGAUUUCGGACUUGGAAAGGAUUUGAUGCAACAAAAAAUUCUGAUUGAAAUUGAGGAAACUUUCCGAGUUCUCGAUCAAGAUCUUGGAGAGGAACAAGAUGUUCCAAAAGUGAUUUAUGGAGCAGUGGCUAAUGUUAUCAACCAGAUUAUUUUCGGAUAUCGGUUCGAUGAAGGAAAGGAAGAGGAAUUCCAAAAACUGAAAGAUUUGAUUGAUAUCCAGGAAAAGUCAUUCCUGUCUUUCAAGUUAUGUGUACAAGCUUUCGCACCAGGUAUUGGUAAAUGGCUUCCUGGAAAAUCCCUAGAUGAUAUAAUCACUGAGAAACGAGAAGACUACUACAGCUUUUUUAACUCUCAAAUUGCUGAGCACCGCCGGAAGAUUAAUUUUGAAUCAGAAGAAGUUUUCGAUUACGCUGAAGCUUACUUGAAAGAGCAGCAAAAACAGGAACUGAAAGGAGAAAUAGAGUUAUUCUCAGAUAAACAAUUAGUGAAUAUGUCCUUUGAUUUGUGGUUUGCUGGACUGACUACAACAAAUACUACACUGAAUUGGACAAUUUGUUACGUUAUGAAUUAUCCAGACGUUCAAGAGAAAAUGCACAACGAGUUGGAUAGAGUGAUUGGAGGUGAUCGAUUGGUGACCAUGGCUGAUAAAAACAGUCUUUCUUAUAUCAAUGCGGUUAUAAAUGAAUCUCAAAGAUGUGUGAAUCUUCUUCCAUUGAACUUAUUUCAUGCAACUACCAAAGAUACUGUAAUCAAUGGAUAUCACGUGAAGAAAGGAACUGGAGUGAUUGCUCAGAUUAAUAGAUUUAUUGAUGAAAAUGGGAAACUGAGGAAGAUUGAAGAACUGAUACCAUUCUCUAUCGGGAAGAGGCAAUGUUUAGGUGAAGGACUCGCUCGAAUGGAACUAUUUCUUUUUGUUGCCAACUUUUUCAAUCGCUAUCAGGUUUCCUCGCCUUCUUCUGGACCUCCGUCGCUCGUGAAAAAGGAAAGAGUUGGUGUGUUUCCGAGGAAAUUUUGUGUUGUUUUGAAGAGAAGAAACGCUUGA